GAUUUUUCUUGAGUAAAAUGAAUCACGAUCUAUGGCUCAUGACCUGGGCUAUAAGCUCAGCUGGUCUGACAAUAGAGGGCGUAAUAACGUAAAUAUUGAGUAGCUUCCAUUCGAUGCCAUGGCUGCUAGUGGUAAACACGCGCACGCCGAUGAAGAAAGUGAAUGUGGUUUCGUCAGUCUCUAGCUCCAUGCUCUGGCGAUCACGAUGAUUUGAAAUUCCAUAAUCAGAAUGAGAUGCUAACGACAUUCAACUGCGAUUGGAUUUGACCAGCCAUGGCAGACUCCAACUAUCCAGAAGGAUUUGAGUGGCUCGUCCAAGGGAAGACGACAAAACUCCCAUCGCAGGACUCGAACGUAGUCCGUGUGUUCCUCAGCUCCACAUUCACAGACACAAUCCACGAGAGGAACCGGCUUUUGAAGGACGUCUUCCCCGAGUUGCAAAAAUACUGUCAGGGGAAAGGACUGGAUUUCGAGGUGGUUGAUAUGAGAUGGGGCGUGCGGGACAAUGCCACCGCUGAUCAUCUAACCUCUGCCCUCUGCAUCAAAGAGAUUGAGACCUGUAAACGGCUGUCGAUGGGACCACACUUUGUGGGUUUUCUAGGAAAUAAAUAUGGCUAUCGACCUUUGCCCCCAGUGGUUGAGUCCGCCCACUUUGAAAAGUUGGCUUGCUCUGUCCAAUCACUGGGCGUGGAACCUGACGAGUCCCAAUUGUUAGCCAAUUGGUACGUCCAGGACACCAAUGCCACGCCCCCAGUGCAUGUGCUGCAGCCAAUCACGUCGCGCCUUCCAAACUUCUACAAUGCUGAACAGCCCGAGUUGCAACAGAAGGAACGAGACGAUUGGUGGAAGACCUUUGGGAGGCUGCAGAGGCUUUUGCAGAGAGGGGCAAGAGCCGCUGUCAAAGAAGGGCUCAUCACAGAGGAAGAAUCUGCAGUUUAUUUUGAAUCAGUGACUGAAAUUGAAGUAAGGGAGGGUUUAAUGGGAGUGGUAGACCCAUCUGCAAGCUGUCUCUUCUUCCUGCGUGAUCUUGAGGGUUUGGGAGUCAAGAUGGAAGAUGAGGCCACAAGACGUUAUCUGGACAUUGACGAGGAUGGGUCAGUUGACAGCAAUGCCCAGACCUCCCUGAAGAAUCUCAAGACCAACUACCUGCCAUCCAUCCUAGGAGAGGAAGCCAUCCACAGAUUCAGCCUUCCCUGGACCCCAUCAGGCAUCGACCCCUCCCACCCUGUGCAUGCCCAGUACCUAGACGACAUCUGCAACAGAUUCAGGGAUGGCAUUAGAGGGAUGAUUGACAGGAGUCUGGAACAGAGGUCAAAGGUCACAGAUCAAGCUGUGGCUGAUGUGUACGAAGAGCUUUUGCACCAUGCUGAGUUUUGUGACAGAAAAUGCAGUGUGUUUCAUGGACGGCAGGAGCUCAUGACCAACAUCCGAGAUUUCCUGUCCCUGAAGCCAGGCAGACCGCUGGUUGUACACGGAGUCUCAGGAUCAGGCAAGACAUCGGUCAUGGCCAUGCUGGCCAAGAACGCCUGUGAUUGGCUGAAGCAGGAGGUGGUCGUGGUGUUGCGAUUUCUGGGCACGUCCGGCCAGAGUUCGGGAAUCCAUGCCGUGCUACAGUCAGUGUGUAGACAGAUAUGCUAUGCGUACAACCUGAAGCAGCCAUGUUCCACCACACUUGGUGAUUACACAGAUCUGACAAAACUCUUCAGAAAGCUCGUAGCUACGGUGGCUACUCCAGAGAAGCCUUUGUUGCUGAUUUUUGACAGCGUUGAUCAACUGUCCGCUGCCAACGAUGCCCAUGCCGUGAACUGGCUGCCCAUGUCUUUUCCAUCGCACGUUCUGAUCGUGGCAUCCAUGCUGUCACUUGACGAGCACAGAUGCCAGGAGAAGAUGCGACUCCUGCUCGCGGAUGACAGUUGCUAUCUUGAGAUGCAGCCGGUUCCCCAGGAGACGGGUCUCGAGAUACUCAACAGCUGGCUUGAGGUGAAGCGUCGUAAGUUGACGGAAGAGCAGCUCAUCAAAGUUUCUGAGGCCUUCUCCAAGUGUCCGCAACCCCUGUUUCUGAAGCUGCUGUUUGAAAACGUCCUGCAGUGGAAAUCCUACACCGGGAUGUCCUCAGAGAGGAUGCUGCCCACCAGCGUCCGGGAAGCCAUCACGAACCUCUUUGAGGAGUUGGAGCACAAGCACGGCCAGAUUGUCAUCUCCCAUGCCCUGGGAUACAUCUCGGCAGCCAAGAGUGGCAUCACAGAGGCAGAGAUUGAGGAUGUCUUGUCAUGCGAUGAUGAGGUGCUGAAUGAUGUGUACCAAUAUUGGGAUCCACCUGCAGAAAACAUCGUGCGGACGCCUCCCUCUCUCUGGAAGAGAAUUCACUACGAUGUCAAUGAGUUUCUGUCUGAACGACAGUCAGGAGGUAAGACUGUCGUUGCUUGGUACCAUCGCCAAUUUAUUGAAGCUGCAGACGACCGCUACCUCAUUAAAGAAGAAAUUAUCUCGGCCCGUCACCAGCUGCUCGCUGAAAUGUUCCUUGGUUCUUAUAGCGUAGGGAAAGUGCGACCUAUCACCUUGCAUAAGCGCAGUAAGGUGUUUCCUGAAGCCGAUCGACAGGUGGCACCUCAACCGUUGGAGUUCAGCAAUGGUGUCUAUAACAGAAGGAAGCUGAUAGAGCUGCCACAUCACCUUGCUGAAGCAGGAAUGUUGGAGGAGCUAGUCUCUCAUGUCCUCUGUAACUUCAACUGGCUCCUAACCAAAUUGGUAUCCUUCAGUUUCCUGGAGUUGAUGUUGGAUUUCCGCCCAUUAACUGAGGAGAUCAUCAUUCUAAUAGAGACCAUGUAUCUCGCAAGCAGCAACCUCAAGGUAGAUCCUUUCUCCCUGGCUGGACAGUUGAUUGGACGGAUUGGUGAUUACGGAAGCAAGUAUCCUAACCUGGAGAAGCUAAUCCAACAGGCGAAGGAUUGGAUAAGAAGCACCAAGCUCCCAGUAUUUGUACCAAGUGCUCCAUGCUUGAUACCUCCUGGUGGACCACUGCGCACAGUCUUUGGAGGCCAUCCCAGUUUGGUCUUAAGAGUAAUGUGCACUCCGUCGGGGGAACUCAUGUUAUCCGCUUGUCUUGAUUCAGAGGGCCACCCGAUGUUCAAUGUCUGGAACAUGUCGACUUUGGAGGUUGUCCAUAACUUGCAGAAAAAGAACGACAAAUCUCCCUUGGUCAAAAACAGCAAGGUGAACAUGUGCAUCAGCCAAAGUAGUCGGUAUGUCAUCUUUGGCAAGAAUUCCCUGGCGUUGUUUGACCUGGUCACUGGAGAGUGUUUGCGGGAGUUAGACACUGACGGCCUCACAAGCUUUAGCAAUCUGACAUUUGAUGAGAAGGAUUCAAGGGUUUUUGCUUGUGCCGAGCCUGGAAAUGUGGUGUGCAUCUGGAGCUUCGCUGAUGGUCAGAAAAUAGCAUCCAUGCAGCACCCAGCGGAGGCUAUCUUCAUCACGACGCUAUCAUCUGGAGAAGAUCUUCUCUCUGUUUGCAGAGAUGGGAAACUUAGAGUGUGGUCUUUGAAAUCACAAGAGUGCGUUAUGUGUCAGACUGGGUACGAUGAAGGCAAGGUGGUGGCAUGUGCUGCUCUUACCCCAGGAGCUAACCAUCUGGUAACAGGCAGCUCAGACGGUCUGAUAAAAAUCUGGUCUGUGCCGCUGACCCUCCCUUCUUCGGCAGAGAGCAUUACCUUGGAGUCGGAGAUCACCGUAUCCGUUAAGGAACCUCUACUGAGUAUUGUCCCCCAUUCAGACACUACCUUUGUGCUGCGAGACAGCAGCAGCAUUAGUCGAAUCAUUCACCUCGUUCCAGAGAGAGAUCCAACGGUUCUUGACCUGAAGGGGCAUGAUGGGCUGAUAACGUGUGUCUGGACCCAUCAAGGAGUUGCAGGAGACGGUGACAGGCCAUCCUUUGUAGUGACAGGGUCAAAGGACGACACGUUGAAAGUCUGGUCCCUGGAUGAUGGUAGAUGCCUCAACACAUUGAAGGGGCACUCCUCCUGGAUUUCUGAUGUUACUGUGUUGACCAUGGAGGAUGGGCCACGAGUGCUGUCGGCUUGCAAUGAUAAGACUGUGAAGAUGUGGAUACCAACCAAAGGAGAGGUAACAAAAAGAGACAGGCAUGAGCUAUCGGUACUGUGCAAUGCUCUGUUUAAGGGUACCAGCUCUCUAAUAGGUGUGUCGGGGAGCAAGGAUAAACAGACCAAGUUCUGGAACUUGGAUGAUGCCAGAUGCUUCAAAUCAGUAAGCUGUGCCUCGGUUGCCAUGGAGAUCCUGGAACCACAGGAGAUGGUAGUCUGUGGCACAGACACUGGAGAGGUGGUAGCUUUUCAGUUGGAAACAGGGUCUGAAGUCUGGCGCUGGCCUCUGUUCAAGAAGAGCAUCGCGGUGAUUGCCCUGGCCGCAAGGCAGACCGUUCUGGUGUGCUCCAAAGAGCCCUCAGACAAAUCAAUCAGGGUGUGUGAUGGAGCUAACCAACUGGAAGAAAAGUUCAGGUUGGUCGGACAUGCCGAGGCUACAACCAUUCUGAGAUCAGUGGUUGGUGAGGAGAAUCCCAUGUACUUGUCGGCUUCCAAGAUGGCCGGCGAGAUCAAAGCGUGGGAUGAUGUCAUGGGAAACUGCCUGACAACUAUGAUGCAUGAACAGGUCAUGUCCAUGGAAGUUUCCCCCAACUCCAAGUUUCUGGCCACCGGCUCCAAUAAGGGCACCGUCAAGGUCUGGUCGUUAGGCAGGACUUCCCUGGGUAGUCUAAUGGCCGAGUUGACCGGUCUGUACAAUGACACCAUCGUCUGUUUGGCAUUUGAUCGGGAGAAUCGUUACCUUGUCUCGGGGGCUCACACUGGCCAGGACCAGUUGCUGAUAUGGGACUUCCAAGGGAAUAAGAAGAGAUACUUGGUUGGGCACACCCAUGCUGUGAUGUCAGUCAGCGUGACGGUCAACAACAAGUAUGUGUUCAGUAGCUCACGAGACUGCACCAUCAAGGCAUGGAGUCUGGAGAGUGCCGACUUGCUGGCUUCUUUCGACUGCCAGUCACAGGUCAAAUUCUUCAAAUUUGUCGAAUUUGCCGAGGACCACUACCGCUUCAUUGCAACCAACCAGUCGGGUACCAUUGCAAUGCUGGACCUUUUGCUAGAGAAAGCCGAACGGGGUAAAAAGGACGAGCAGGGUACUAGACAAAGCAUGAGCUUGCCUCCUCCGAGGUCAGAGGUCAAUGGAAAUGCUUCAAAUGAAUCAACACCUCAUACUAAUGGUUGGAAUGAUAAAGGUAAUAAAAGGAAAAAGAAAAUGUCAAAAGUUUGUGUAGCAAUCUGAAGUUGGGUAAUGUCUAAAACAAAGAUCAGUUGGAAUAUAUAUCGUUUUUGCAAUCAAUCAAAAGUCAACCACUACUGCCGUUAAAGGGGUAUUAUGGCCUGAAAUCCCCGAAAACUUCAUGUUUUGGAUUGAUUACUUAUACUAUGUUGAAGGUCUAGUUAAAAGGAAACUAUCCUACUGUCUUACCGUUACCAAGAAACAAC
Messenger RNA from Patiria miniata (bat star), 5531 nucleotides. Its product is annotated as NACHT domain- and WD repeat-containing protein 1-like. The record is from RefSeq and is a predicted model, not a curated record. The transcript has 13 exons. Lineage: Eukaryota; Metazoa; Echinodermata; Asteroidea; Valvatida; Asterinidae. Gene Ontology annotation, molecular function: protein binding. The coding region runs from base 274 to 5328 and encodes 1684 amino acids.